UCGGCAACCGCUCAACAGACAGUCCGGGGAGGCGGCUGCGGCCAACCGGUGGGGUCUGCCGGGGUCUGCUGAGGCCAGUGUUUUGUAUUAUGACUUCUCAAGAGAAGACAGAAAAGCAUCCUUUUGUGGACAUAUUUAAUGAAGAUGAAGCUGACAUAAACUUUAUGUUGUCUAAACCUGUUUGCUUUGUUGUAUUUGGGAAGCCAGGGGUUGGGAAGACAACAUUAGCCCAACAGAUAACACAGGCAUGGAAAUGUAUUCGUGUAGAAGCUUUACCAAUUUUGGAAGAACAGAUUGCCAGUGACACUGUAACAGGAGCUAUGUUGCAGUCACUGCUGAUCAGUGGCCAAAGCAUUCCAGAUGAACUUGUCACAAAGUUAAUGCUGGAGAAGCUCAACUCCUCAGAAGUCUCUCACUUUGGCUAUAUUAUCACUGAAAUACCAUCACUUUCACAGGAUGCCAUGACUACUCUGCAGCAAAUAGAAUUAAUUAGAAAUUUAAAAUUGAAACCUGACAUUAUAAUCAAUAUUAAGUGCCCUGACUAUGAUUUAUGCCAAAGAAUUUCGGGGCAAAGGCAGCACAGUAGUACAGGAUACAUAUACACAAGAGAUCAGUGGGAUCCUGAAGUCAUUGAGAAUCGUAGGAAAAAGAAGAAAGAAGCCCAAAAGGAAGGAAAAGGAGAAGAGGAGGGGGAAGAGGAAGAAGAGCAAGAAGAAGAAGAGGCAUUUAUCGCUGAAAUGCAGAUAGUGGCUGAAGUUCUUCAACACCUCGUUCAGAGACCUGAGGAUUAUUUGGAAAAUAUCGAAUACAUUGUUAACCUUUAUAAGGAAAUAAUUCUUCAUCCUUUAGAAGAAGUAAUGGCUGAACAUGAUUCCCAGUAUCUCAUUGAGCUAGAUGGAAAUAAGCCCCCAGAGGAGCUGUUCAUGGUAAUUGUGGAUCGACUUAAAUAUCUGAACCUAAAAAGAGCAGCUGUUAUAACCAAACUUCAGAGUACAGAGGAAGAUAUUAAUGACACAAUGGAAAAUGAUGAGCUGUUCCGUACUCUCGCAUCUUGUAAACUUAUUGCACCAAGAUAUAGAUGGCAGAGAAGCAGAUGGGGACGUACAUGUCCUGUGACUUUAAAAGAAGGUAACAUUUUUCAAGGAUUGCCAGAUUUUUCUGUGAGUUUUCUAGGUAAAAUGUACUGUCUUUCAUCAGAAGAAGCAUUAAAAACAUUUCUAUUGAACCCACGUCCCUAUCUUCUUCCACCUAUGCCAGCACCACCAUUUAAAGUAUUCAUAUUUGGACCUCAGUCUUCAGGGAAAACAACACUUAGCAAUCUGCUUGCAAAAUAUUUCAAAGGAAAGGUAAUUGACUAUGAUAAAGUAAUUCAACCACGUUUUGAUAAAGCCCUUGAAAUGUUAACCAGAAACACUAUAGCUGAGGCCACUGAAGCAGCCAUUAAAGUUGUCAAAGAACGGCUUCUCUUAGAACUACAAGCUAAAAAAGAUGUGACAGACUAUGAGAUAGAAGAAGUAACUGCUGAUCAUCCAGAAGUUCUUUCCAUAAUAAAUGAGACAGUAAAAAUGGCAAAGGAUAUGAACUUUGAACAGCCACAUGAAAAAAUUGCUGAAAUCUUAGAUGAAGUUCUCCAAGAGGUAGUUGAAGAAAACAAGAACAGGUUUUAUGGUGCCCCCAAAUAUGGAGGAUGGAUACUGGACAACUUCCCUCUUAUGAAAGACCUCUGGAUGGCCUUAGUCGACAAAGGAGUUUUACCCGAUUUAGUCAUCUGUUUAUCAGACAUAGAAAACAAUGGAAAAUAUUUAUAUAAUAGACUGUAUUUAAAGAAUAAACAAGAAAUUGACUCUAAGAUUUUAGAAAGAUUAUUAGAUGAACUACUAAAGGAAAGAAAAGAGGAAGAAGCAGCAAGAAAAGUCAAGGAAGAGGCAUUGAGAAUAGAAGAAGAAAAUCGAAAGCUAUUGGAAGCUCUGGCUGCAAAAGCAAAAGCAGAAGAAGAUGAAGCCGAGGCUUUUGAGGAUAUUGAAGGUGAGGAGUCUGAACUUCACGAAGGGUCUGAGGCCCCUGAGGUUGCUGAGGAGACCAGGGGGGUCUUACACGAGGAGUCUGACAUUUUUGAAGUCCCAGAAACAGAACACGAAUCAGUAUCUGAGCCUCCUGAGGAUGCUACAGUUGGAGCAGAAUUUCCAAAAGGAUCCAGAGAGGGCCUGGAAACUAAAGAAUUACCUGAAACAGUUCUACUACCUGCAUUUCCAGAAGAUGGUUAUCCUGAUGUUCCUGAAAUGGAUUCAAUUAAAGAGAAUGUCAGCUCUUUCUACGCUGCCUGGAAACAGGUGGAAACAGCUAUCAGUGACUCUUUUACUCAAAUUUUAAACCUGGAGAUUGCUGGCAAAACUCCAGAGGAACUACUUCAAAAAGUCGUUGAAAUUAUGGAAAAACCCUUUCACCAUGCUGGUUGGGAGUUAACCAUGGAAGAUUAUGAUGAAGAAACAGAAGACUAUCAGGCUGAAGCUGAUGUCGAUGAGGAGCUAGAAGAGGAAGAAGAGGAAGAGGAAGAGAAUGAAGAUAUAAUUAAGGAGAAGAGAAGGCAUUUGGGAGAUACAAAGCACUUCUGUCCAGUGGCUCUCAAAGAAAACUUCGUCCUACAACCAGGCACCCCAGAAGAAGCAGCUAAAUAUCGAGAAAAGAUCUAUUACUUUUCAAGUCCUGAGGCUAAAGAAAAGUUUUUGGAGCAACCUGAGGAGUAUGUGGCUCAUGAUGAACCAUUAAAGGCUCCACCAUUAAGAGUAUGCCUUCUCGGCCCCCAUGGCUCUGGCAAAACUGUCUGUGGAAGACAGCUGGCAGAAAAAUUGGGCAUUUUUCAUAUUCAGUUUGAAGAAUUUCUUCAAGAAAAACUAAUGCUCAAAACUGAAAAGAAAGUUGGACCUGAAUUUGAGGACGAUUCUGAGGAUGAACAACUUGUAAAACAAGAACUUGAAGAGCUUGCAAUUAAGGCCAAUGUUACAAUUGAGGAAGAAAAUACAAAGAAGCUGCCUCAGGAAGUGCAACUUACAGACGAAGAAGAAGCAAUCAGAUUAAACCUAACAGAAAAUGAGCCAUUGCCUCCUGAAAUCCUUGAAGCAAUUCUUUCUGAGUGGUGGUUUAAGGAACCGAUAUGUUCCACAGGUUUUGUAUUAGAUGGUUUCCCGCGGUAUCCCGAUGAGGUCCAGUUCCUGGGGGAACAUGGGCUUUUCCCAGAUGCUGCUGUGUUUAUACAAGUUGAUGAUCAAGAUAUUUCUGAUCGCCUCCUUCCUGUCCAAAUUGGAAAGUGGAAAGUGAAACAAAACAAGAAAUUGGAAAGGAAAAAACUCAUCAAAGAAAUGAAGGCAAAAAUCAAGGAUGAUAUGAUUGCUAAGAGAAGGGCUGAACUUAUAACUGAGAGAGAAAAAAGAAGGAAAGCAGGGACUGUUAGAGAAGAUGAAGACAUGAGUGAGGAAGAACCUGAUAACGAUGAAGAUGAUAUUGAUAACAUUCUCGAAGAUGAAUUUCCAAAAGAUGAGGAAGUGAUGAGUGAGGAAGAGGAAGAGCAGGAAACUGAUGCUCUCGAACGCCUGAGGGGUGAACUCGGAGAAAAAUUUGAAGCGGAUAUGAGUAAUUUACAAAUAAUACAGGAAGAAUUUGAGAAGUUUUUGAUACCAGUAAUUCUCAUUAAUGGAUCUCGAAAAAUCCACAUUGUCCAAUACACAUUGAAUACAAAACUGAAACCACUGGUAGAGAAUCGUGCAAGCAUUUUUGAGAAAUGUUAUCCGAUAUCAUCACGCCUUGCCCAGAAAAUGCUCAGCUUUACCUACAAGUAUAUAAGCUCAUUCGGCUACUGGGACCCUGUAAAGCUAAAUGAAGGCGAGACCAUCAAACCAGUUGAAAAUUCAGAGAAUCCACUUCAUCCUGUAAUCCAUCGUCAGUAUAUUUAUUUUUUAUCUAGUAAGGAAACUAAGGAAAAAUUUAUGAAGAACCCAAUCAAAUAUAUCUGCCAACCCAAACCUAAGCCUACUAUCCCCAUUAGGAUUGCAAUUCUGGGGCCUCCAAAAUCUGGAAAAACUACAGUUGCCAAAAGUAUUUCAAGUGAAUAUGGCUUAAAGCGUUUGUCGAUAGGAGAUGCUUUGCGUUAUGUAUUAAACAACCAACCAGACACAGAGCUGGCACUUAUGCUAAAUUGGCAUCUUCAUAAAGGAAUGACAGCACCUGAUGAACUGGCUAUUCAGGCCUUAGAAUUAUCUCUGAUGGGAAGUGUAUGUAACACCGCAGGUGUUGUCAUUGAUGGAUACCCUGUAACUAAGCAUCAAGUGAGUCUCUUAGAAGCUAGGUCCAUCAUCCCCAUGAUUAUCUUUGAGUUGGAUGUGCCUUCCAAAGAGAUUUUCAGAAGAUUGCUCCUGGAGAAAAAAACAGAGUCAAGUUUGCCUUAUCCAUUGCACAACAGCUCACAGAUUAUAGCUGUCAAGAACUCAAGGUACCACAAAAAUAUUGGUGAGAUUAGGCAAUACUAUGAAGUACAACAUCAGAACUGGUAUGUGAUUGAUGGCUUUCACAGCAAAUGGUGGAUAUGGAAUGAAGUCAUUAAGAAGGUUAAAAUGGUGAAUAAAUACAUGCAGAUAUAUAUGGAGAGAAUAAAAGCAGGAAAAGCUGCCUGCAUUGACAAGUUAUGUAUCUCACCCGAAGAACUGAUUUCUCGCCUGGGCGAAUUUGGACAGUUCUGCCCCGUCAGCCUGGCAGAAUCAUAUGAAUUAGUUGAUUGUUCUUUAAAUGAUUCCUUGGAAUUUGCAGCAGAGUUCAGAGGGCACUAUUAUAAAAUGAGUUCUCUAGAGAAACUGAAUAAAUUUUUAGACAAUCCAGAAUUGUACGUACCUCCAUUAGCACCUCAUCCACUCCCACCUACCGACAUGAUCCCCAAGAGGCUGACACUGUCAGAGCUGAAGAGCCGGUUCCCUAGGUGUGCUGAGCUCCAGGGUUAUUGUCCAGUGACUUAUCAGGAUGGCAGACAAAGAUACGAAGCCCUAGUACCUGGUAACAUUCACUAUGCUUUAGAAUAUCGUGAUCGUAUAUAUAUCUGUGAGAGCAAAGAAAAACUUCAGAAAUUUUUGAGGUCGCCACACAAAUACUGGAAUCAGAAGCUUCCUUACAAACUUCCCCCGUUGAAGGAACCAAUGUAUCUCACCAGUCUGCCUUUGCCUGGAUAUCUGGAACAGGGUAUUGCAACUGCUCUAAUUAAAGCCAUGAAUGCAGCAGGAUGCUUAAAGCCCAAAUUCCCCUUCUUAAGUGUACAGAGAUCUGCACUACUUUAUAUAGCACUUCAUCUGAAAGCCUUUAAUCCCAAUAGUUCUGAAUAUACAAGAAAAAAAUACAAGAAGAAGAUGGAGCAGUUUGUGGAGAGAUGUGAACUCAUUACAUACCUGGGUGCCAAGAUGACCAAGAAAUACAAGGAACCUCAGUUUAGAGCCAUUGACUUUGAUCAUAAAUUGCAGACCUUUCUCUCUCUUAGAAAUAUAGACCCAGUCAAUGGUUAGAAUGUUUGCAUAACUGCACCCAGAAUCCUAAGAGUUACCUGAAAGGGAUAAAAGGAAAUAGAUGGAAAAUCUGGGCCUCCCUGAUGCACUUUUCCCUCCUGAGUGAUACGCCUUGGCUUCCAGACUUCCAAUGAAUUCAGAGCUCUGCCAGCCAGGAGGGAGCCUAUAAGCCUAAGUUCUCAUAUACUUGUAAAGUUUAUUGCUCUUUGCCUGAACUUUGAUGCUUCAACAAAAGUUAUUCCAUUUAGAAUAUUUAGGUAAUGUAUUUGACUUAAUGAAUCCUUUGUUCAUUUUCCUUUUUAAUAUUUUUAUUAGAGAAGUCCAUCUCUGUUAAAGAAACUUAGGCAGUAAAUGUUAGAGAGCUUCAAGAAAAGAAUUAACAUUGCUAUAAAUAAAAUAGAAAUAUUGGUUACACUUUUAACUUAAAGAGUUGUUUGUAAACUUUGUGAACCUAAAGAUACUUUAUCACUUUCCCAACAAAAUAAAUGGAUUUAGAGACAA
Molecule: messenger RNA, 6038 nt
Organism: Cervus elaphus (red deer)
Lineage: Eukaryota; Metazoa; Chordata; Mammalia; Artiodactyla; Cervidae
Gene: AK9
Product: adenylate kinase 9
Exons: 38
Coding region: 90-5537 (1815 amino acids)
Biological process (GO): nucleobase-containing compound metabolic process
Cellular component (GO): mitochondrion; cytoplasm
Molecular function (GO): ATP binding; ATP hydrolysis activity; AMP kinase activity
Source: RefSeq, a predicted model, not a curated record